Molecule: messenger RNA, 1047 nt
Organism: Dendroctonus ponderosae (mountain pine beetle)
Lineage: Eukaryota; Metazoa; Arthropoda; Insecta; Coleoptera; Curculionidae
Gene: Polr3F
Product: probable DNA-directed RNA polymerase III subunit RPC6
Exons: 3
Coding region: 91-1008 (305 amino acids)
Biological process (GO): transcription by RNA polymerase III
Cellular component (GO): RNA polymerase III complex
Source: RefSeq, a predicted model, not a curated record
CAACAAUUUUCUAAGGUUAGAGCGCAUUUCGGGGCAUUUGUUGACAUUGAUUAGUUUAAGCCUUCCUUAGUUUUUAAUUAAUUGUUCCUAAUGAGCAGCGGUUCUGCACAGCCCCAAAUCAAAACAGAAGAUGAUCUGGCUGGCCGCAUUAUCGAGCUGGCGAAAUCGCGACCUGACGGAAUCCCCAACAAAGAGCUACAGGAAAGUGUGCCCGGUGUGCCCCUUUCUGAGCUAACCCAAACCAUCAAUGCUCUGCUGAAAAGCGGGACUUUUGAGCUAUUCGGCAACAAGGGCGAGUUGUUCUACAAAUUCAAAGAUCCCACCAAAAAAUCCGCGAAUAAAGGCUCGGACAAUGAGGAGAAAGUUGUCUACAAAAUCAUCGAAGAAGCGGGCAACAAAGGCAUUUGGAUAAGGGAUAUUAGGUUCAAAUCCAAUAUAAACAACACGCAAUUAAACAAGGUGCUGAAAAGCCUUGAAGCCAAGAAGAUAAUAAAGGCUGUGAAGUCGGUGGCAGCCAGCAAGAAAAAGGUCUACAUGCUGUUUGACCUGGACCCUGACAGCUCAGUAACAGGAGGCGCUUGGUAUCAGGAUCAGGAUUUCGAAAGCGAGUUUGUCGACGUUUUAAACCAGCAGUGCCACCGAUAUUUAGUGCAGCGACUAGAGGAUGCAGUCAAACAGGGUGGAGGCCCUUUGAUGGUCCGCAACCGCUCCUAUGCAGCUUCCUCAGAAGUCCAGAAGUUCAUCUCGGAUCUGGGCAUCAGCAAGGUCUCAUUAAGCAUAGCGGACAUUGAGAGCAUCCUCUAUACCGUAGUGUUAGACAACAACGCCGAAAGGGUGGCCGCAGCAAAUGGCACAUUCCUUUACAAGGCUGUUAAUAAAUUCCUAGCCGUUCCGGGCUUAGUGAAAACCACCUGUGGAGUUUGCUUGCUGGCGCAGCAAUGCGGGAAAACAGGUUCGAUUAAUCCUAGUAGUUGCGAGUAUCUUGCAAAUUGGCUCGAUGAAAUUUAGGGAGGAUUUCUUCAGCUAUUACACGCCAAUCGAUUGCAA